CAUCACUAUCGUCAUUCUGCUCGAAAUUGUCCCUCAAAUUUAGAGAUUUUUAUUUUAUUUAUUGGAUUGUUGUUAAUAUAGAAGCGUAAACGAAUUGCCACUGCCAAAAUAUAGAAUAUGACUGACCCGAGCAAAUUGUCCGUUGCUGUGGUCUGUUCAUCGAACAUGAAUCGCUCCAUGGAGGCGCACAAUUUCCUAGCGAAAAAGGGCUUCAACGUGCGCUCCUAUGGCACCGGUGAACGGGUCAAGUUGCCCGGCAUUGCCUUCGACAAGCCGAAUGUUUACGAAUUCGGCACCAGCUACGAGCACAUCUAUCGCGACUUGGAGUCCAAAGACAAGGAAUUUUACACACAGAACGGUUUGCUGCACAUGCUCGACCGUAAUCGGCGCAUUAAGAAAUGCCCCGAACGCUUUCAAGAGACCAAAGAACAAUUUGAUAUUAUCAUUACGGUGGAGGAGCGAGUCUACGAUCUGGUUGUGCUUCACAUGGAGUCUAUGGCUGCCGUCAACAAUCGGCCCGUCCACGUUCUCAACGUGGAUGUCGUGGACAACUCUGAGGAUGCAUUGAUGGGUGCAUUUCUAAUUACCGACAUGCUUAAUCUGAUGGCUAAAUCAAACGAUAUCGAUAACGACAUCGAUGAGAUGAUACAGGAGUUUGAGGAGCGACGAAAUCGGGUGAUCCUGCACUCGGUGCUCUUUUACUGACAGCCGAGGUUUGGUCACGGCACACUUCCAAACAAUCACCUGCGUUUUAUAACAACAACAACAACAACAACAAGAAAUCAUUGCAAUCAUCGACACAACAACAAAAGAUACAAAAAUAAGACGAUUGCGCUUAUCGAAAUGAUCGAGACUAUGAGAAUUGUAAAUAGGAAGAGCAACUCGAUUAAUGUCGUCAACAACAACAACAACAACAUACAUACAUGUUGAGCUUAAGACAGCACUAUACACUAAAGUCGAAUUUGCAAAAGCGAUACAAUAAAAUUGUAAUAUAC
Molecule: messenger RNA, 995 nt
Organism: Drosophila albomicans
Lineage: Eukaryota; Metazoa; Arthropoda; Insecta; Diptera; Drosophilidae
Gene: Ssu72
Product: RNA polymerase II subunit A C-terminal domain phosphatase SSU72
Exons: 3
Coding region: 118-705 (195 amino acids)
Biological process (GO): termination of RNA polymerase II transcription
Cellular component (GO): mRNA cleavage and polyadenylation specificity factor complex; nucleus
Molecular function (GO): RNA polymerase II CTD heptapeptide repeat phosphatase activity
Source: RefSeq, a predicted model, not a curated record